AUGGUGGAUUUAGGGGGAGGAUCUAGCUAGCUCUCUUGCAUGUAUUUACAAGCUCUAUAUAGUUAUUAGCUGUAUAAUAAAGCUGUUCUGCUAAAUGAUAUGGAUAAUGUUCUUGAAGAAAGGCACAUCCCAGACUUAUUGGACAUAAUGGUUAAAGUUAGAUCAAAAUGGAGAUUAAUUGGACGAUCCCUUGAUAUCAUGAAUGGUCGCCUAGAUGAAAUAGAACAGGAAAACGUACAUGUAUCCGAGAGGUUUUAUCAAGUGCUCUACAGUUGUCAAAAGAAUCGCAAGCUGACGAAAAAGAUCCUAUAUGAAACGCUUAGUAGGCCAUCAAUGGAAUGUGACGAACAAGUUAUUAAAGUGCUCAGACAAUGGGACCCUUCCGCUAAUAGAGAGAGAGUUAAUGAUUGUGACACAAGCUACAAUGAACAAGAAGUAGAAGUGCCAACAGAAUACAGCCAAUCGCAAAAAUAUAAAAAUCUAAAAAUGCUAUUAGCCGAUAUCAGUAUGAAGACCAUUGUACAAAAAAUUCGAAAACAUAAGUUUGCAGCUGCCACUGUUGUGUUAGUGGUGCUUGCCUUGGUGUACAUGUGCUGGCCUACUUCAUUGAGAAUGAAUCAGUUGCCUCUACCAGCACGGCCUCUCCUAGUAGGAAGGGAGGAUCGUAUACAUAAGAUUGAAGAUGUUCUACUCAAUAAUAACUACAAUAUCAUAUUCAUACUGGGGCCACCAGGAGCUGGCAAAUCAGCAGUUGCCAUAACGAUUGGUUAUGACUUUGUUAGCAAACAUUUGAUGAAGGUGCUGUAUGUUGAUAUGGAAGAUCUGGAGAUUAGGAAUUUGGAAACAUUCAUGACUGACAAAUUAGGGGCAGAAAAUUGGGCAGAAAAAUUAUCUACAAAAGUAUUGCUCAUUCUUGAUAACUGUGACAAACAUACUAUUGACCCUGAUCAUGAGUCUGUUAGAAAGUUUCACAAACAGAUCAAGAAGUGGUUACACGAUACUACUAUGUUGACAGUACUCGUUACAAACCAGGCUGAAGUACCAUGGCCUACAAAUGCUGUGUACACAUUUUCCUUGGACUAUUUAAACGCAAGUAAUACCAACACAUUGCUUCUCCAAAGAAUCUUACAGAUAACCAAGGCUGAAGAUGUCACUACGCUACAAGGAAUUAUUGACGGUAUGCCCCUGGCUGUGGAGAACAUUGCUAUUAUUCUCCAGUCCAGUACGUCCCAAAGCCUGCAGUCUCUACUGUCGAAUUUCAAGAAACCACGUCAAGCUAUAAACAUUUUCAAAAAUUCCAAGGUACAUGUCCCUCAUACCGUUUUAAAAUCUAUUUCGAUUGCAUACAAUAGCAUUCAUGACGAUGACAAGGAAUGUGGGUGGCAUUUGGUACAAAAAUUCAGUGUGGAGGAAUUUGAUGAUUCUGCAGCAAACACAGCUUUCAAGCAGCUUGGAGAUACAUCUGAUUAUGAUGAAUGCAUUAGCAACCUGGUCCAAGCACAACUGUUGAUCACCAGAAUUGUAGCUGUAGAAGAUGUGCAAGACCCUGGUUGUAUGAUUCACAGUACAAAAGUUCUGAUAUUGUGUAACAACCCUAAAGGUUCUAGAACAAAGUAUCGGUUUCAUCCACUCAUUGCCUCGUAUAUACAUGUUAUGACAAAACAACGCACUAAACGUGGGACCGGGAUCCCGAAUAAGAUAUCAGCUUAUUAUCAACAUUUGGUUGAUACUGGACUAAAACGAACUUAUUGUCCCCACCAAUACAUGUUUGUAAGCUGCGGGCAAUUUUGGGUUGUUGCUACCAACGGAAUGAUGGACAGAAUGGCAUCAAAAUAUGUAGAAUUCAAUGAACGUGUACAAAUUGGAGUGCUAGCAACUUAUUGGAAUCGAGUAAUAUUCAAAGGUAUUGAAUUCUCCUCAAAGAGAAAUCCCUAUGUUAGUACAUUCAUCAAUGCGACUUUAGCAACAUGGAAAACAAAAGAUGAAAAUACACCAGGCUUAUUAGCAGCAUAUGUAUUCUACAACCAUGCAUCGCUACGCAUCACAUGGGAAGCCAAGAAUGGACAGCAUCAAUGCUUUUGCCCUGAUCCAAAAGAAGCAGUUAAAAAAAUGAUGCCUAGGAAAAAGUAUGUGGACAAUCUGUACGCUCAAAUUACAAACAAUCACAUGGCUUGGUCUGCUAGUAGAUCGUUCUACCUGGACCUAACAUGUUGCUGUAGGGCGUUGGGUGAAUGUGAACAUCGCUGGAGGUACUGGAUUAAAGGAAUAGUUAGUCAAACUGCAACAACAAGAAUGUUCUUUCAGGAUGUCAUGAAAAGCAAAUGCAGUGAUAAGGUUAAGGGCCUGCCUCCAACAGUACCAGUGAUCAUCGAGGGGCUUUGGCAUUACGAGUUCACAAAAGAGAAGGAUAAAGCAGCUGAAAUACUAGAAAAAUAUUUACAAGAACAUGUUCAUACUGAUUGUCCGAUACUCAAAUUAGCUGCGAUUAUGGUGCUUCAUAAUAUUUAUCACGAUACGGAGAACGAAGAAUAUGACGUUGCUCUUGGUAACCACAUCAAUAACAGCAGUGAACUGAUCGAUACAAGUAUCGCCAACUAUAAACGUUUCUAUCAAGAGGUUAUCAUCCCAUUCUUGCACGAAAUAGGCAAAAACAAGAUAGCUACAGAGCUCGCCAGCAUGCUUAACUCACCUCCCUCCAAAACUGUCAAGGAGAAAACAUUUGAGUGUAGACUUCUUUAUCAACACCACUGGGAAAACUUUCACGAGUUUUUUUGCUUGACACUAUAAAUCUACAUACUUAGAUGUAAGCUUAGACUGCAUAAUUACGUUAUUUAUUUAACCUUAUAUAGCCAUGUAUACUAUUACAAUCGCACAUAUUUUAGCAUGUUAUAUUAUUGAUCUGUUUAUAUGAAAGACACCAUUCUUAAGAACUCAGUUGGAGCAUAAUUAUUAUUGCA
Messenger RNA from Halichondria panicea, 2957 nucleotides. RefSeq lists its product as uncharacterized. The coding region runs from base 100 to 2787 and encodes 895 amino acids. Lineage: Eukaryota; Metazoa; Porifera; Demospongiae; Suberitida; Halichondriidae. Gene Ontology annotation, molecular function: ATP binding; ATP hydrolysis activity. The transcript is spliced from 3 exons. The record is from RefSeq and is a predicted model, not a curated record.